This is a messenger RNA of Macaca mulatta (Rhesus monkey), 9166 nucleotides long. It is a transcript of the gene PAK3, whose product is annotated as p21 (RAC1) activated kinase 3. Gene Ontology annotation, molecular function: protein serine/threonine kinase activity; ATP binding. Gene Ontology annotation, biological process: protein phosphorylation. The record is from RefSeq and is a predicted model, not a curated record. Lineage: Eukaryota; Metazoa; Chordata; Mammalia; Primates; Cercopithecidae.
AUAGCAGAGAACGGCUAGGGAGCGGUUGCCGAGCAGGGGCUCUACCGCGGGCGGGCAGCUGUGCCAGCUAACCGUCUGGGAUCUCGAACUGGGGGCUGCAGUUUUUCCCCGCCUCGAGCCAGUGUGCGGGGGCGGGAGAAGAGCCAGGGGGAGCGGGCUGGGCCCGGGGCUGCGGCUUCGGCCGCGGGGCUGCGGCUCCCCAGCCCCGCCAGCUGGAGCUCUCGGAGGUAGAGGAAAGGUCUUGACUCGGUGGCUGGAUCCGUGGCAGAAUCCCGUUCCAGAUUCUAGACUUGAGGGUUCUGGGCCGUCGGUCUGUAGAAGCGAAGGAGAGAAGGACUCAAAUCCAGGCCAAGUGUAUGGCUGUCUGAGGUAUUGGAACAGAAGGAGGUCCAUUCCUGUUGGUGACAACACCGUGGCCCUGUUCUGGGAUGAGCGAGGUGUAAAGGUUUCCCCCAAGAAAGAGCAGCUGAGUCCUUGCAUCUUGUGGCAGCUGGUGUGCCCAGCACUGAGUCUGUAGGAGCUGAAGCCAGCCCGGACCCUUCUCAUGGGCAGUGCCCACCUGUGCUGAAGUCCUGCAGCCGUGGCGGUGUGAGGAGCUGUGAAAUUGGUUGUAACUGAAAAUGUCUGACGGUCUGGAUAAUGAAGAGAAACCCCCAGCUCCCCCACUGAGGAUGAAUAGUAACAACCGGGAUUCUUCAGCACUCAACCACAGCUCCAAACCACUUCCCAUGGCCCCUGAAGAGAAGAAUAAGAAAGCCAGGCUUCGCUCUAUCUUCCCAGGAGGAGGGGAUAAAACCAAUAAGAAGAAGGAGAAAGAGCGCCCAGAGAUCUCUCUUCCUUCAGACUUUGAGCAUACGAUUCAUGUGGGGUUUGAUGCAGUCACCGGGGAAUUCACUGGAAUUCCCGAGCAAUGGGCACGAUUACUCCAAACCUCCAACAUAACAAAAUUGGAACAGAAGAAGAACCCCCAAGCUGUUCUAGAUGUUCUCAAAUUCUAUGAUUCCAAAGAAACAGUCAACAACCAGAAAUACAUGAGCUUUACAUCAGGAGAUAAAAGUGCACAUGGAUACAUAGCAGCCCAUCCUUCGAGUACAAAAACAGCAUCUGAGCCUCCAUUGGCCCCUCCUGUGUCUGAAGAAGAAGAUGAAGAGGAGGAAGAAGAAGAAGAUGACAAUGAGCCACCACCAGUUAUCGCACCAAGACCAGAGCAUACAAAAUCAAUCUACACUCGUUCUGUGGUUGAAUCCAUUGCUUCACCUGCAGCACCAAAUAAAGAAGUCACACCACCCUCUGCUGAAAAUGCCAAUUCCAGUACUUUGUACAGGAACACAGAUCGGCAAAGAAAAAAAUCCAAGAUGACAGAUGAGGAGAUCUUAGAGAAGCUAAGAAGCAUUGUGAGUGUUGGGGACCCAAAGAAAAAAUACACAAGAUUUGAAAAAAUUGGUCAAGGGGCAUCAGGUACUGUUUAUACAGCACUAGACAUUGCAACAGGACAAGAGGUGGCCAUAAAGCAGAUGAACCUACAACAGCAACCCAAGAAGGAAUUAAUUAUUAAUGAAAUUCUGGUCAUGAGGGAAAAUAAGAACCCUAAUAUUGUUAAUUAUUUAGAUAGCUACUUGGUGGGUGAUGAACUAUGGGUAGUCAUGGAAUACUUGGCUGGUGGCUCUCUGACUGAUGUGGUCACAGAGACCUGCAUGGAUGAAGGACAGAUAGCAGCUGUCUGCAGAGAGUGCCUGCAAGCUUUGGAUUUCUUGCACUCAAACCAGGUGAUCCAUAGAGAUAUAAAGAGUGACAAUAUUCUUCUCGGGAUGGAUGGCUCUGUUAAAUUGACUGACUUUGGGUUCUGUGCCCAGAUCACUCCUGAGCAAAGUAAACGAAGCACUAUGGUGGGAACCCCAUAUUGGAUGGCACCUGAGGUGGUGACUCGAAAAGCUUAUGGUCCGAAAGUUGAUAUCUGGUCUCUGGGAAUUAUGGCAAUUGAAAUGGUGGAAGGUGAACCCCCUUACCUUAAUGAAAAUCCACUCAGGGCAUUGUAUCUGAUAGCCACUAAUGGAACCCCAGAGCUCCAGAAUCCUGAGAGACUGUCGGCUGUAUUCCGUGACUUUUUAAAUCGCUGUCUUGAGAUGGAUGUCGAUAGGCGAGGAUCUGCCAAGGAGCUUUUGCAGCAUCCAUUUUUAAAAUUAGCCAAGCCUCUCUCCAGCCUGACUCCUCUGAUUAUCGCUGCAAAGGAAGCGAUUAAAAACAGCAGCCGCUAAGACUGCAAGCCUUACACCUCACCAUCUCCCUCAUGAGUAAGACUGAAAUAAAACUCUGCUGCAGGAAAGAUGGAAGAAAAGACAGUCAAAUGGGGUGGGGGUUCUUUACCUUUCAAAUGAAUAGAAACUUCUUAUAAGCCUUUUUCCUACUCCCUCAGAUUAUGUAAUUUAUUUGUAAGCCUGAAUCGCAGCCCAAACAGGGCAGCAAUGUUGAAGUGACCAUAAAGUGGUCACUUCCACCGUGAAGCGAAAGAGCCAGUAGUGAAUCCCCUCAUUUUGUGCACUCACUUUGAAGAAAAAGGUUUCUCAAAGAUGCACACUCCCUCUUCAUAGUGUUGUGUUUGUUUUUAAGUUAGAGAGUAGUCCCUCUUGCAUUCAAACCUCCUUCAAAACUCCUUACCCAAUGUGAUGUUUUUCACUUGCAUUGUCAUUAGAUGUCCAGAAAAAAAAAAAAAGAUGUCAAAAUGUUUUUCUAAAAAAAAGAAAGCAAAAAAAGCAAGGCAAAAAAACAAAAACAAAAACAAAACAAAAAUAAACAAACAAAAAAAAAAUACCAGAGCAAGUACUGUGUGAACAUGUGGAAGUCCAUGCCCUAAUAGAGUUGCAAUUUUUUAUUCUUCUUCUAUAGUGGUGGCUUGGUUUGUGUACCUAUUUUUCUGCAUUUGUAUUGGAAAAGGUUUCUUUUAAAACAUUUUCCAAAAGUGGAGAGGAAUAUGUGUGUUCAGGAAGGGCUUUUUAAAAAGUGUAUAUCUAAAUAAAGCUCAAAUGGUGAAAUCCUGUCACAUUUUCACAAUGAUGCUUAAAAGAUAGUUGAGUAAACCAGGUUGUUAAUCUCCUUAAUACCUGAAAGAGGACACACUGAAACUGUGACACCCUGCUAGGUGAGUUCUGGUUCUGAACCUAAGAAAUCCUCAUAGGAGAAACCACAUUUAAACAAAGAUGGGACUUUCUCUGAGAGCCAAAACCAGAUAAAUGUAGAAUACUGACAUCCUUGUCUGAUAUUAAGUAAACAAAGAUAAUGAUACCUAAAUUAAUCCUCUCUUGUGCUUAUGAAACAUAUGCACUGUAAAAUAGGCAUACCAGGAGGAAAUAGAUUCAUUAACCAUCAUUUACUUAUGAUACAAAUUAUUUAUUUUGACAAUUUAUAAUGUUUAAAAAAGUUUUUUAAAGAUCUGGAGAAAGGUGAUAUAAUAAACAGUCAACUCUGCAGGAAGUGGGAGGUCAGUGAAGGCUACAUCCCAAUCAAUAUUUGGCUCUAAGUACUUGUUCCCAUUUUCCCUAUGUAUCACCUAUUUCUGUUUCGGAAUAUGGUGUGUUCAUACUUAGUCCUUUGGGCUUUUGAAUAUCAAAAGCAUAUUCAUAAAAGUCUUGGAAUUCUCUCCAGUAGAAAAUAAUUUUAACUUACAAUAAUAUCCCAAGAAAUGUUAGUCCAACAGAAUUCCUUAUAUGGCUUGGGGAAAAUAACAAAAUUUGACUAUUAUUUCACCAUAUAUCUAUUUAUUAAAAAUUCAACAGUUGGCACUUUCUGAAUCUUCUGAGAGUAGAAAAGUAUCUGGAGGGUGUCUGUAUAGAAAAGGAUAUGCCUCUCUUUUGAGCGUACUGACAAUUUUGUAAAUUGUUUCUCUAAGCCUUUGAAAAACUAACAAUUUGUGUUAUAGAAGGCUUCUUAAUUUGUAGUAUACAAAGAAUCUAAACAGAACCUAUGUACAUUCAGCAAGAAGGGGAAAGAGAUCAGUUACAUAGACCUCUCUCCUUCUUUGCCAAGGUACAUCCAUCCAUCUAACCAUCCAUGUAUCCACAUCUUAAAAUGAAAGCACUUUCUUUCGAGUUUCAGCAAACUAUAUAGUGUACGUGUUUAUGUUUAGGAGAUGACCCCACUGGUGUAUUUCCUGUUUUCCCUAUUGUUUUCUUUGACUGUAAAAUUUGGGAGAGACUUGACCUCCUCCCCUUGAAAAAGACCACAGUGGGAUAAAACAAUAAUUGUGAAAAGAAAAUGAAGUGGUAAUAUUAAUUUGAAGCAUACUAUGUUAUACUUUGCAAAAAGGAAUCUGGGCUUGUAAUUUUAAUGCCACACUGCUCUAAUGAGAGAGAGAGGCCUUAAUUUUGAUUUCAUUUAAAAAUAAGGACUUAAAAAAAUUUUCACUCAUAGUGCUGGGAAAUUCAAUGAAAUCCUGGGAUGCAAAUAAAAAUCAGUACAUUGGUACAUUGGUGACUGUGUCCUGCCAGUGGAGAGAGCCCAAAACCUGGUUAGGAAGCCCUAUUCAUCAGUUAGCAUCCCUUACAUGUUGAGAAGGCCUUUUUUGUUGUUAUUUUGGAGACCUUGGAGCAGUGACCCUUCAGAUCACUGUAGGCAGAGAAAUGGCUUCUCUCUUACGCUUUCAGUUCAGCAUAUUAACAACGAGGAGCCAGGUACUUCUUUCCUACCACUUUGUACCAAGAUUUGAUAAUAAUAUAUCCCAGGAGGGAUUACUUUUAUAAAUGUGUAUUUAUGUAAAUUUUCAAAUGAGAACAGCUUCUAAAGCCCCUUCCCUGUAUUGUAGAGUUAUGUAUAUUUCUAAUAAGUAUUAGAAAGAAGCUGUUUCUCGUGCCACAAUGAUGCUGAAGGAUUCACAUUUGGUACAAUUGAGCAACUUGAACUCCAGAUUGUUAACAGUUUAUUCUCUUUCCCUGGAUUGUUUUUAGCUCAUCUUGACACAGGUGAGUCUAUCCAAAUCUUUAAUGUUGGUAGUGUGCCCUGAGAUAACGAGGGCACAUCCUUCAAUGUUGAUUCCAAAAUAUCCUGAGAUAGGAAUAGGGCAGUGGGAAAGUCAGGGAAGGGUGAGAAGCACAGUAGAGAUUAUUUAUUUAAAAAAGAAAAGAACGUUAAUGUUGUUAGCAAGGAUCCAGUGCGUUGUCAUAAUCCCAUGAGGAUUUUCAGAUGACACAAUCCCUCAGAUCAGUCACCAUGUUGGGUAAUGACUUCGUUCUUGCUGAUCUCGUGUGUGUGUCAUUGUAAAUAUUUGUGCGUCCAUGUUCCAUUUUGGCUACUGGAUGGCCAACCCAUGUAAGAAGAUUUAACUCAAGUAUUUAUUCUUUAUGUUACUCAGAUUUCUUUCAGGCUUGUGAAGUGCACCCCAAUGUUUGAGUUUAACCACCUGAUCCUUACAUCUAUCCCUCCCCGGUGAAGCACAUUCCAUUGCUAAAAGAAAAAGAAAUAUGAAAUUGCUUCCUGUUGUCUGUGUAACUGUUUUGAUAGUUUGAGAUGUUUGUCUAUAAAUGAUAUUUCUCAGCUCAAAGAUCGUGUAAAUAAUUAUAUUCCUUUGCUCAAUGGGUUGUUUAUUUCUAAUGAGGCUGCCAGUUAUGAGAGAUUCUAUAAUAUCACUUUUAAAUAACAUAAACAGGGAUUACAACUACAUAAAAAGAAAUGCAUAUGGGCAAAGACUGGAAACACAGAUAAUUGAAAUCAGUUAUAUUAGGGUGGUGGAAUUAUGUGAAUUUUUUUCUUUCUAAAAUUUUAUUUGAUAUUGUUAUAAUAUUGCUUUAUAAUAAAUAAACAGCAGAAGGGAAACUAUAGACACAUAGAAAAGAUGCCAGAAGCAGAUGCCUUCUGGCCAGAGCCCAGAGCAUGCAGGGCACAGAUAUUUGCUAGUUACAAUUAUUCCAUAGGCUUUAUACUUGCCUGGGUGCUGAGGUUGGCACACGCUUGGGUAUGGCACGUGCUUUCUUAGGAGACUAUUAUCUAUAAGUUAAAGCUAGGGAGAUGUCACUAUUAGAACUCCAAACACACUCUUCUGCUUUAAAACAGGCUGUCUGCCCUGUGCUUUGGUAUGGCAUUCGGGUGUCUGUUUUGUGGUUGUUUUAGAUUGGAGGGGUGACCAUUAUAUUAGCCCCCUUGAUAACAUCUGUUGCAGAUAUUACCUUUCUGGAACAUUUUGACAGACUCUCAGGUUGAAUUUUGGAGGAAUAGAAGGAUAAAAUCCCCAGCUCCCACCAUGUUCUUGUCCAACAGGAUUUUACUGUAUAUCACUCAGGUAGGGUUCUUCUUUUAAUAACCAAUAGGGCAAGUCCCACUAAUUUCAUUAGAAGUUAUGACUUGUAAUUAAAAACUGACUUUGAAAUCAUUAAACAAAUAUUUAGGACUGUCUGCCUCUUGGCGUUCAGUUACAGUUCUAUUAAUUUUGACUUGGGAUGGUCUCCAUGUGCUUUUUUUUUUUUUUGCCUAUUUAUAGGUUGUAUACAGUAGUUGUGAUUUUUAAAGAGUAAGGGAGACCAUCUAACCAAAGGAGAAGAAUUUCCUUCUAACUCAUCAAAGAAAUUUUAGGUGAGAACUUUGAUAAUGAGGUAGUCACCUCAGAUAUGUUGCUUAGUUUCACUGAAAGCAGACCCUAUACCUAGAGAACUCACUGGCUUUUUACUGGUUGUUCUCAAUACAAAAAUACUUAGGGGAGUCUUAACCCUGCCAUCCCCAGUUGAAUCUCUUGGUCUUUAUCUAAGCUACUUGCAGUUAAUAUUCAGUUAAACGAAGGUAUGACCAGUAGUGCAAGUAUCUCCCAGUCUCUGAGCUCUGAACAAGAGGACUGAAAUUCAGCAUUUGUAAACUGACAGUUUGAUGGGCCUGGGAUUUGAAGUGAACUCAGCAUACAAUUCUGAACAUAUAUUUGCAUGUGGACUGGGAAGGAAAUAAAUGGGAACUUGGAAAUAAUGGAAAUAUUUCUCCUAUGAAAGAAUUUUUCAUAAAAGAUUUGUUUUUGAUAUAGUCUUUCUGUUGGUUAGCUUUUAGUUUUUUCAUUCCUUUUCUGAUCCACACUCCUUUAAGUGACCAAAUGAAUAUAACCCAACAUGCAUUGGGAAUGUGUUUAAUAUUAAACACUGUCUAACUGAAUCUGCAAAUGCAGGAACUGAGAUAUCACCUCCAUGUGUACACCUGUGUGUACAAGUAUUCUUUUUUUUUUUUUUUUUUUUUUUGAGACUUGUAGCAUUUACUGCCACUUAAUUGGGUUGAACUUGCAAGAUAAACUUUUAGAAACUGCUUAGUGCCAUCGGAGUCUCCUUUAGAAGCUGCCAUCAGGCAAAUGCUAUCCCAUAAUACCAGCAGUAAGGCAGGCACAAUGUUCAACAGAUUUAGUACCCAAGAGUCAUAUGUAGUGGAAUAAAUACUAGCCUAGGAAGAAGGAGCCCUGGAGUCUAAUAUGAGCUUUAUUACUAAAUUGCCAUGUGACCUUCGACAAGUCACUUAACCUCUCCAUGGCUGUUUCCUUAUCUGUAAAAUAAGUGUAUUGGACUAGAUAAUCCUUAGGGUCUUUCCAAAAGUCUAACAUUCUAUGGCAUUGUAGGUUGCCUUGAAAAUUCAGCCUGCUAUAGUGAUGGCAAAUAUCACAUGUUUAAGCCUGAGUCUCUUAUGUUGCAGUUAGAUAAAAAAAGUAUGUAAAAUGAUUUUUAAAAUUCAAGCAAAUGGGCUGGGUGCGAUGGCUCACACCUGUAAUCCCAGCACUUUGGGAGGCCAAGGCAGGUGGAUAACCUGAGGCCAGGAGUUUGAGACCAGCCUGACCAACAUAGAGACACCCCAUCUCUACUAAAAAUACAAAAUUAGCUGGGUGUGGUGGCGGGCGCCUGUUAUCCCAGCUACUCGGGAGGCUGAGGUGGGAGAAUCGCUUGAACCUGGGAGGUGGAGGUUGCAGUGAGCUGAGAUCAUGCCAUUGCACUCCAGCCUGGGCAACAAGAGUGAAACUCCGUCUCAACAACAACAACAAAAUAAAUCAAGCAAAUGAAGUUCAUAAUAAUAGGGGAUGUUGAUAAAAUUUGUGGCAGUCUUCCAAUUCGUUUACAGUUGUUUCAUUUUGUUUUUGUUCUAAUGUCCAUUUUCUGUUGACUGUUCCCAGUUUUCAUUUUCCAUACAGUCUGUAUGUAAAGUCUGGUUUUCCUUAAGCUGUGACCAGUAUUUGCUGCUAAAACAGAAACACACUGUCACACUUGCUAGAAUAUAACUGUGCUUGGGCUUCUCCUUUCCUGUGAAGUAGUGCUGGGCUUUCUAGAGUUCAAUUCUCAAGUGGCACAAGAUAGCAGAGCCCAUGCAUUUUAAUGGCUGAGACUAUUAAGAGUGAACCUCAACACUUACAAGUUGCAGAGAGAAAUGAAAAAGUAAUUACAUGCUAUUAGCAUUCAGAAGUGUUGACAAAUUCAUUUGUUGGGAACCAAAGAUAGCAUUUCUGAUGACAACUCCCACAGUGAUUGGCCAGUUGUAUGAUGAGUACACUGCUGGAAAGAGGGUAAACUGGGAGUUAGUUAGUGGAUGGUCCCAAUUCCCUGCCUACAGCAGAGUGCCAACCAGCCCUGAGUGCAAAAUUCGAGUUCAAUGUGUGUUCUUGUGUGUGGUGUGCUUUAUGGACCCGCAAAUACUAUAUUCAUUAUUGAUGAUAAGAUCUUCACAGAAUCCUGUAACUACUAAUGCAUUGAGUUUUUAAUCUCAGUACAUCAGCCAAGAGGAACCAGAUCACAGGGUAGUGAUGUCUACUGGGAUGAUACUCAUAACAUCUACACAAAACAAGUUGAGAAGGAUCCACAUUUUCAUUGUUUAUCAGAAUUGUAUCUCAAUUGGCUGAGCAUUACUUUUGUCAAAAUGUGUUAUCUGUAAACCAUGUGUAGUGAAAUUCUUCUGUAACUUUGGAUUAAAGGUAUUUAUGGUCUUUUUGUUUGUUUGAUUUUUAAGUAAGUUAUUUCUUUUGUCGACCUGCUGAUGGUAUGGUUCCAUCCUUCUGACCUCAGCAUCCAAUCUUUUUAAGGAUUUUUGUUUUCAAUAUUGUUAUUUUAAAUUGUGGUUGAAGCAAUAGAAAAUUGAAAUAUGGAUUGUGCAUGACUGUGUCUUGAGUGUAAAAAUAUUGCAGUUUGAAACUUGGACCUAAAGUAUUGCAAAUAAAAAUGACAAACAUCAAUGA